Candoia aspera is the source of this 4507-nucleotide messenger RNA. RefSeq names its product MLLT10 histone lysine methyltransferase DOT1L cofactor (gene MLLT10). The transcript is spliced from 20 exons. Gene Ontology annotation, cellular component: nucleus. The record is from RefSeq and is a predicted model, not a curated record. Gene Ontology annotation, biological process: regulation of transcription by RNA polymerase II. Gene Ontology annotation, molecular function: nucleosome binding; histone binding. The coding region runs from base 593 to 3709 and encodes 1038 amino acids. NCBI's taxonomy places the organism in Eukaryota, Metazoa, Chordata, Lepidosauria, Squamata, Candoiidae.
ACGGCAAAAAAGAGGGAGGCUUGCGGGCAUCGCGCGCGCGACACGGGACUCGGAGGUCGCUCACGCUCUACUGGCGGCCCAUGAGCCCUCGCGUGGAGGGAGGAAGGGUGGGGAGGAGGAGGAAAAGAAGACAGGGGAAAGCGGAGGCCUUUGGUCCUGCGGCCGCCGGCACGUCGCGGGGCCUUCUCUGAGGAAGGUUUGCAGUGCGCCUGCGUGGAGCGGGCCUUGCUCUCUCGCUUUAUUGCCUCGCUGCGUGGCCUGCAUGACUGUUGCUGCGAGGGCGGCCCGUAACUUCAGCCCGUUCCUGUUGCCUGAGCUGAAAGACUGACGGAGAGUGGCCCGGCCGAGCCGGCGCACGGGAGGAACUUCAAGGAAGCUUCUUCAUCACUGUUCUCUUCUUGCGGCCGCCGCCGCCAGCACCUCUGCCGCUUCCAGCGGCCAUGGGUCCGACAUCCCUGUUAUGGAGGCGGUACUGGCGGCGGCGGUGGCUGAGCGACUGAAAGCGGAGUGCUGUGGGGGAGAAGGCGGCGGAGGCCACGGGGCUCUCUCUGGCGGUGUGUGGUGUCGUGCUGACGGUGUUUUUAACCCUUAGAUGGUCUCUAGCGAGCCGUUGUUGCUGCCUGUGUCACUGGAGGGCGAGUUCUCCAAUAGCAUGAAGGAGAUGAUCGGCGGCUGCUGCGUGUGCUCCGACGAGAGGGGCUGGGCCGAGAACCCGCUGGUUUACUGCGACGGGCAUGGCUGCAAUGUCGCAGUGCAUCAAGCAUGCUAUGGAAUUGUGCAAGUACCCACUGGACCUUGGUUUUGUAGAAAAUGUGAAUCUCAGGAAAGAGCAGCCAGAGUGAAAUGUGAGUUGUGCCCUCACAAGGAUGGUGCUUUAAAGAGGACUGAUGGUGGGGGUUGGGCUCAUGUGGUUUGUGCUCUGUACAUUCCCGAGGUGCAGUUUGCAAAUGUUUCUACAAUGGAACCUAUCGUGUUGCAGUCUGUUCCUCAUGAUCGUUAUAAUAAGACAUGUUACAUAUGUGAAGAGCAAGGCAGAGAAAGCAAAGCAGCCUCUGGUGCUUGCAUGACUUGUAAUAAACAUGGGUGUCGUCAGGCUUUCCAUGUAACAUGUGCACAAUUUGCAGGACUUCUUUGUGAAGAAGAAGGUAAUGGUGCAGAUAACGUCCAGUACUGCGGUUACUGCAAAUACCAUUUCAGUAAACUGAAAAAGAGCACACGGGGAUCUAAUAGGUCAUAUGAUCAAAGUUUAAGUGAUUCUUCCUCUCACUCUCAGGAUAAGCACCAUGAGAAGGAGAAAAAAAAAUACAAAGAAAAGGAUAAGCAUAAACAAAAACAUAAGAAGCAAACAGAUUCCUCACCAUCCUUGGUUCCUUCUCUCACUGUAACUACAGAGAAAACUUACACAAGCACUACCAACAACUCUAUGACAGGGUCAUUGAAGAGGCUGGAAGAUACCACAGCUCGCUUUACAAAUGCAAAUUUCCAGGAAGUCUCUGCACAUGCUUCAAGUGGCAAAGAUGUUUCAGAGGCCAGAGGUUCAGAGAGCAAAGGGAAGAAGUCAGCAGGUCAUAAUUCAGGUCAAAGGGGAAGAAAGCCUGGGGCUGGAAGGACUCCUGGAGCUGCGGUGUCGGCAGCUUGUACUUUUCAACAAGGAAGUUUUUUGGGAACUCCAAACAGUACGAAGUCAUCCUCUGGAAGUUCAGUUCAAUCUCCCCAGGAUUUUUUGAGUUUUACAGACUCGGAUCUACGUAAUGAGAGCUAUACUCAUUCUCAGCAGACAUUGUCAACCAAAGAUGUAUAUAAAGGAGAGAUUGGAAGCCAGGAAGGUGGUGUGAAUUGUUUUACUUCCUUAAUUAAUUUUCCUUCAACCUCAACUGUUGUCUCCCAGCCUAAUAUUUUUGACAGUUCACCUGGAGAGUUAGGUAGUUCAAACCUUACAUCAACGGGAUACAAACGUGCUCAGUCCUCUGGGACAGAAGAUGAGACUGUAAAGGAAAAGAAACGAAAAGGAAAUAAGCAAUGUAAACAUGGGCCUGGUCGGCCCAAAGGAAAUAAAAGUCAGGAGAUUUCCCACCUGUCAGUUUGUUCAGCCUCCCCAACAUCAUCAGUAGCAUCUGCUGCAGGAAGCAUAACAAGCUCUAAUCUGCAGAAGUCUCCAACACUGCUUAGGAAUGGAAGUCUACAAAGUCUCAGUGUGGGUUCCUCUCCUAUUGGUUCAGGAAUUUAUAGCAGUAAUGAUGUAGCAGUAUCAUUUCCAAACGUAGUGUCUGGCUCAGGAUCUAGCACUCCUGUUUCCAGUUCACAUUUACCUCAGCCGUCUGCUGGUCACGUGCAGCAAGUGGGAACUUUGUCUCUGUCUUCUACACCUUCUGUAGCUACAGUUGUUGCUGCAACUCAAGCACUACCUGGAUCUUCCCUUGGCUUUCCUCCCUCUCAUGUCUAUGGCAAUAGGUUAAAUUCUAACUCAACAAUGGCAUCACAUACCGCACAAGCUGAAAACAUUCAGUUAGAUCAAGACCUUGGAGACAAUAGCCGGAGUCUGGUUGGAAGGGGAGGUUCACCCAGAGGAAGUAUUUCGCCACGGUCUCCGGUAAGCAACUUACAGAUUCGUUAUGAUCAGCCUGGACAUAGCAGUGUAGAACAUUUGCCUCCGAUACCAUCUACUAUAGAACAGCUUCUGGAGAGGCAGUGGAGUGAGGGCCAGCAGUUCUUGCUGGAACAAGGAACCCCCAGUGACGUUUUAGGCAUGCUGAAGUCUUUACACCAGCUUCAAGUUGAAAAUCGCCGCUUAGAAGAGCAGAUUAAAAAUCUGACUGCUAAAAAGGAGCGCCUCCAGCUGCUAAAUGCCCAGCUUUCAGUUCCUUUCCCAACAAUAACAACCAACCCAAGUCCUUCUCAUCAAAUGCCUGUAUUUUCAGCCCAGACUGCUGUUAGCUCUGAUUCUCUGAACAGCAGCAAAAGCCCUAACCUGGGAAGCAGUUUUCUACCUGACAACUCCCUCCCUGUAUUAAAUCAGGAGAUACACUCCAGUGGACAAAGCACCAGCAGCUCCUCUGCUCUUUCCACUCCACCACCUGCUGGGCAAAGCCCAGCUCAGCAAGGCCCAGGAGUUGGGGGAGUUCAGCAGGUCAAUGGUGUGACAGUGGGGGCACUUGCCAGUGGAAUGCAAACUGUAACAUCCAACAUUCCCACAGUGGGUGGAAUAAUUGGAACUCUGCCAGGUAACCAGCUGGCAAUCAAUGGAAUCGUUGGGGCUUUAAAUGGCGUAAUUCAGACUUCUGCUACAAUAUCACAGAAUCCUUCUCCUCUAGCUCACACAGCUGUGCCACCAAAUGCAGUACAUCCUCUGCCAACCACGCUCAGUAACAGUGCCUCCGGACUUGGAUUUCUUCCUGACCAGCAGAGACAACUUCUGCUGCAUCAACAGCAGCAGCAAUUUCAGCAGUUACUAAAUACUCAACAAUUAACAUCAGAACAGCAUCAAGCGCUUCUGUAUCAACUGGUGCAACAGCAUCAACCUGAAGUACAGCAACUGCAGCUUUCGGGAGCAACGCAGAUUCCCAUCAAUAACUUGCUGGCAGGCUCUCAGGCAUCUCCACUUCAUACAGCUGCUACUAACCCAUUCCUUACAAUUCAUGGGGAUAAUGCAUCUCAGAAAGUCUCUAGGCUCAGUGAUAAAAGUGGAUCUGUUGCACCGGAAAAAAAUUAACACUUGAAAGAAUAGUAAAAUUGCAAAUCCUGCUGAUAGCACUUCAUCAGGCUGUGAGUUGCAGACUUUCUCUCUGCAGGUAUGAUGAGAGGCAUUGAUGAGCUAACUGCACACUGGAAAAGUGAAUCUACCUGAAGAUGUUUAUUGUAAAGUUUGACCUUGUUGCUUUUUGUUGCACUGAAACUGAACUGUUUCCCUCAAAUUGCGUGGAACUCGGAUUUCGCAUUAGAGCACUGUCAGUUUGGUCAACUGAUUGGGAUUCUGCUGUUGACAGAGCAGCCUUUUCACAACCUGCAGUGCUAAAGAUCAAAUGAAGAAAGCAAAGAAAAUUUGAAAUUUUUGCCAAUGACGUGGUGGUUUGUCAUCCGUGUUUUAGAAGCACCAUUUUUUUCCUCAGAAAAGAACCAGAUUUUAAGUGGUUUGUCUUACUAAAUUUUAAAAAUGUUUUGCUAGAGCUGGAACACUUAAAUGACAAGUAGUGGUUAACUUUGAGAUGGAUUUUUCAAGGUCACUGGAAAAACAUCUGUUGAAAAGUCAUAGAAAUCUUACCAGAUGAGAAAGUAAUUUCUGUUCUGGUAGUAUUUAAUGUAACCCAAGUGCCUGUUGCUCCCCUCUGUUGGGUGGGAAUGGCUUUAUACAGCUGGGCAUGCACUAAAUGAGUUAUAAAAGCCGCAAGCGUGUUCAAUUUUGCACCAGCAGCCUUCCUCGUUGAUCUGCCUUUACUAGAAGUGUUUGUCACUAUAGAUAGCUCAGGCAAAUCAUUACCUGGGUUGCUUUCCACUAAUAAAUUACCAAAAA